Messenger RNA from Cutaneotrichosporon cavernicola, 975 nucleotides. RefSeq lists its product as uncharacterized. The record is from RefSeq and is a predicted model, not a curated record. The transcript is spliced from 2 exons. Gene Ontology annotation, molecular function: oxidoreductase activity. Bases 1 to 975 code for a protein of 324 amino acids. NCBI's taxonomy places the organism in Eukaryota, Fungi, Basidiomycota, Tremellomycetes, Trichosporonales, Trichosporonaceae. Gene Ontology annotation, cellular component: mitochondrion.
AUGUCCACCGCCCCAGCCCGCGCCGUCAUCCAGCCCGACCCCGCCAAGUCGCUCCUCCAAGCCACCAGUCUCACUCUCCCUUCACCGGGAGUAGACGACUACCUGAUCGCCAUGCGGGGUACCGCUCCCUGUCUCGGCGAGCUGACUUGGGAAUCCGCCUACCCCGAAAUGUUCAGCAAACGCAUCCACCGCGUCCCCGGAACAGAGGGUGCUGGCGUCGUCCUCGCCACGCCGGCGAAUGGGCAAUUCAAAGUUGGCGAUGCCGUCAUGUUCCGCCUCGAUGCCUGGCUGAGCGGCACGUUAAGGGACUACACGCUCGUUCCAGCGGCCAACGUUGCCCGUAAGCCGACCAGCCUGAGUUGGACCGAGGCGAGCGCUACGCCACUUUCGAGCUUGACUGCGUGGCAGGGAUUGUUCGAGCAUGGCGUCCUCGACGCUUCCUCCAUUGGAGAAGCCAAGGAUAAGGGCAAGAAGGUGCUAGUCACGGGGGCUAGUGGGAGUGUGGGGAUGUGGGCGCUGCGUUUUGGCCACGCUGCCGGCGCUACCAUGGUCGCACUCGGGAGCGGCGCCAAGGCUGCAGACAUGAAGGCUGCCGGCGCGGCCGAGGUCAUUGAUUAUCGUACCCAGAGCGUCGACGAUUGGGCGAAGAAUAACUCCGUCGACCAGGUGCUCGACUGUACAGGCAAGGAUACGGCCAAGGUCUGGAGCGCGCUCAAGGACGGAGGGCGGUUCCUGUCCAUGUGCACCGACCCCUCCCAGAGCAAACCAGAAGGUAAGACCGCCGAGGUCGCCAAGUGGUACCUCGUCCAGCCGCGUGGCUCUGACCUCGCCCGCAUCGCCGACCUCAUCGACGCGAAUGGUUGGCGCCCCAUCAUCGACAGCGUCGUGCCGUUCGAGUCGUUCCAGGCGGCAUACGACAAGGUCGACGGCGGCAAGGCGGCUGGCAAGGUCGUUAUCACCGUGUCGGACGAGUGA